Tarenaya hassleriana is the source of this 2860-nucleotide messenger RNA. RefSeq names its product EIN3-binding F-box protein 1-like. Lineage: Eukaryota; Viridiplantae; Streptophyta; Magnoliopsida; Brassicales; Cleomaceae. Gene Ontology annotation, biological process: SCF-dependent proteasomal ubiquitin-dependent protein catabolic process. The record is from RefSeq and is a predicted model, not a curated record. Gene Ontology annotation, molecular function: protein binding. The coding region runs from base 257 to 2179 and encodes 640 amino acids. The transcript has 2 exons. Gene Ontology annotation, cellular component: SCF ubiquitin ligase complex.
CACUCUUCAUCCCGUGUUUUUCCUUCUUUUCCCCUCUUCCCUCUCGCUCUCUCUCUCCUUUUUGCCCUAUUUGAUAGGGUUUCUUCAUCUACGUGAAUCUUUGAUCUUCCAUGCUCGUCAGCUUCGGCGAUCUUAACGCAGCAGCUUUGAUCGUCUUCUUCGGCUUCCUCGGAUCUCUCUUUUUUGCUCUCUUCCUGUGGUGUUUGCUUGUGGAACCAAGCGGUUCCCUUUUCCUCGGGAGUUCUGAGCUUCAACCAUGUCGGAGAUCUUCAGUAUCGCUGGUGAAAAUGGUUUUUGCCCUCGUGGCUCUAUAUACCCAAACCCAAAGGAGGCUAGCCUUUUGCUAUCCCUCGGCAGUCUCGUCGAUGCUUACUUCCCCCCUUGCAAAAGGACACGUGUCAGUGCACCUACGGCUUUCAGCGUGUUCGAGCAAGACCCAGUCUCCAUUGAUGUGCUGCCGGACGAGUGCCUAUUCGAGGUUUUCAGGCGUUUGCCUGGUGCUCAAGAGAGAAGUGUCUGCGCUUCUGUUUCGAAGCGCUGGCUUAAUCUUCUGAGCGGUAUCCGUCCAGAUGAGCUGGAUGAUAUCAGCAAGAAAGCAAAGGAUGCUUCCAUGGAAGAUUGUGAAGAUGAUGUUGACUGUGAUGGAUAUCUAUCUAGGAGCUUAGAAGGGAAGAAGGCAUCUGAUGUCAGACUAGCUGCUAUUGCCGUUGGAACUGCUGGUUGUGGAGGGCUGGGAAAGCUUUCUAUCUGUGGUAACAAUUCUGCUUGCAGGGUUUCAGAUCUUGGCCUGAGGGCAAUUGGCCGUGGAUGUCCUUCUCUGAGAGUUCUCUCUUUGUGGGAUCUAUCUACCAUCAGUGACACCGGUCUCUUGGAGAUUGCCAAGGGCUGCUCCCAACUCGAGAAGCUUGACUUGUCCCGUUGCCCUACAAUCACCGACAAGGCUUUGAUCGCGAUUGCAAAGAGCUGCCUGGGCUUGAGUGAGCUAACAAUUGAGUCGUGUUCAAGGAUUGGAAAUGCGAGUCUACAAGCUGUUGCUCGGUUCUGCCCCAAACUGAAGUCGGUCUGUAUCAAGAACUGUCCUCUUGUCAGGGACCAAGGAAUCGCAUCCCUGCUGUCAAAGUCAACCUGUUCCUUGAUGAAACUAAAACUUCAGAUGCUGAACAUCACUGAUGUGUCUCUUGCUGUUGUUGGUCACUAUGGCUUGUCGAUCACCGAUCUCCUGAUCUCUGGACUGCCAACUGUGAGUGAGAAAGGAUUCUGGGUCAUGGGAAAUGGUGUCGGUCUGCAAAAGUUGAACUCCUUAUCCAUCACAUCCUGCCCGGGAGUAACAGACAUGGGUCUUGAAGCUGUCGGGAAGGGCUGCCCAAACCUGAAGAAGCUGCUCCUGAGUAAAUGCCCGUUGUUAUCCGACAAUGGGUUAGUCUCUUUUGCCAAAGCUUCCUUGUCAGUGGAGAGCCUCCAACUUGAAGAGUGCCACAGGGUUACCCAUUUAGGGUUUUUUGGUUCCCUUUUGAACUGUGGUGCCAAGUUGAGGGCUUUCUCACUGGUGAACUGUUUCGGCAUUAGAGACCUCACCACGUGUUUACCCCCAUCAUCUCCUUGCAACACCAUACGCUCACUGUCUAUCCGUAACUGCCCCGGUUUUGGCGAUGCUAACCUGUCAGCCCUCGGACAGCUCUGCCCUCAGAUCGAGAAUUUGGAGCUCUGUGGUCUCAAUGGAAUCACGGAUUCCGGGUUUCUACAGCUUCUCCAUUCCACCCAGCUCAGUCUUGUGAAAGUCAACCUCGCCGGUUGUUCCAAUUUGACUGACAAAGUGGUCUCUGUCAUCUCAGCUCAGAGUGGUUGGACCCUCGAGGCCUUGAACCUCGAGGGAUGUACCAAGAUCACCGAUGCAACUCUUGUUUCAAUCGCAGGGAGCUGCCAGAUUCUGAGUGACUUGGAUGUUUCAAACUGCUCAAUCACCGACUUUGGAGUCCAAGCCCUGGCUUCAUCCAACCAGCUCACUCUCCAGAUCCUUUCCUUGGCAGGUUGCCCUUUGGUCACAGACAAGAGCGUGCCCGCCCUCAGGAAGUUGGGUCGGACCCUUUUAGGUUUAAACGUCCAGCAAUGCCGAUCAAUCUCCAGCGCCACCAUUGACCUCCUAAUCGAGCAUCUUUGGAGGUGCGACAUCCUCUACUGAUCUCAUCGGAGGUAACACCAAAAAAGUCGGGUCCUCGGGUAGCAACUAAUCGUGGAUUUCCCGUCAAGUAUGACCUAAGUUUUCUUUUCAUAGCCGGGUUCUCUACUAGUCUUUGUCGGGUAUUCGUGUUUUCUUUUUUCAGGCUAAGUUGUCUAUCCCGCCUCUCUCCCUCUUGGCUCAGUGCCCGGUCCCUUUUUUUUCCGAGUAGAGUGACCUCCGGUUUUUUCCCCAACAAAAAAACCCUUUUUUCGCAGGGUUUCCGUUAAGGCGGAAACUCUGUUCAUAGGAACCGGUAGGUCCAAUGUGUACUUGAGAAUACAGUGGCUGGGUAAUGUAUGAGAUUUUAGGAGGGAGGGAGGAUAUCGGAAUGCUCUUAUUACAGAAGCCUUUUGUUUAUCUCUGUUUGUUCGUUGGUUGGGUUUGUGAGAUCUAAAGAUUGCAUCUUUGGUUUGUUCCGAGUCUGGGGGGCUUUGGCUUUUGUUGCGACAACUCUCUGUCUGGUCUCGAGUUGUUUUUUUUGGCCAAAGAAUCCCAGAUGUUGUGUUCCGUGUAGUGAUGAAUGCCCUGUUGGGAUAUGAUUUAGUGUCUGUUUACAUAUAAAUAAAUAAAUAAAUAAAUAAAAUUUCUUUUGUUGUAUGUAAUUACAAUUUGAAGUUUUAGAAAGAGUGAUAGUUAUUAUCA